Messenger RNA from Molossus molossus (Pallas's mastiff bat), 354 nucleotides. Its product is annotated as zinc finger protein 227-like. Lineage: Eukaryota; Metazoa; Chordata; Mammalia; Chiroptera; Molossidae. Gene Ontology annotation, biological process: regulation of DNA-templated transcription. Bases 7 to 339 code for a protein of 110 amino acids. The transcript has a single exon. The record is from RefSeq and is a predicted model, not a curated record.
UGACCCAUGAACAUGAGCAGCUGUCAGGACUCUGUGUUUCCCCAGGAGGACCAGGAGAAUAUGACUAAGUGUCAGGAGCUGGUGACCUUCAAGGAUGUGGCUGUGGUCUUCACCAAGGAGGAGCUGGGGCUGUUGGACCUGUCCCAGAGGAAACUGUACCAAGACGUGAUGCUGGAGAACUUCAGGAACCUGGUCUCAGUGGGCAUGAAAAAGCCAAUGACAAAGCCAGUGUGGUGGACCAAUGAAAUAUUUUUAUCUCUGAACAGACAUUUAUUUGUCCUCAUUUUCAUCUCUGAAUUCUCCUUAUCCUUCCAGGACAUUGGAAUCAAAAUGAGAUAGAGACUCUUCAAAAAA